AUGCUCUUCCCGGCUUUGUCAGCCGUGCAAGUCUUCACUUGGUCGGCCGUGGGGCUGUUGCUUACAUGUCUUGGCAUCUUCUUUGUCACGACUCCGAAUGUGCUCAAGGGGCUCCCCCUUAUUGGCAAUCUUCUCGACCUCGCCGACUCCGAGCUGGUUCGGGACAAGGUCAGAGCGUGGGCUCAGGAGUAUCCCGACAUCUUUUACACGAAGAUUGGAGGCGCCGACUAUGUCUGGCUGUCUUCUCCCAAAGCUGUCAAGGAUCUGAUGGACAAGAGGUCCUCCAUUUACUCAUCGCGGCCGCCUCUCCCUUUUGCGCAGGAUGUGGCGAGUGCAGGCCGUCGGCAGCUCUUCAUGCCAUACAGUCAGCAGUGGCGAUCUCUUCGUAAGCUCUCUCAUGCUCUGCUUAACAGUAAUGCAGCCUCCAAAUACCAGCCUGUGCAAGACUAUGAAUCUAAGCAAUUGCUGGCCGAGUUCUUGGAGUCUCCGGAGUCGUUCUACCAACACAAUAGACGCUACUCGGCUUCUGUUAUCAUGCUGGUCACAUAUGGCUACCGUCUAGAAUCGUGGAAGCACCCGUUGAUGAAGAAGAUUUACACCGUCUUGGACAACUUGACCGAAAUGACAGCUCCAGGGGCGCACACAGUCGAUAGCUUUCCAUCAUUGGCAGCCUUGCCCGAAUGGUUUCUGGGCAACUGGCGGAGUCAUGCACAGCGUGUGUUCGAUCAUGAUAGUAAAGUGUACCUGGAUUUAUGGAACAAUCUCAAGAAAGAGGUCGAUGAGGGUACAGCCGUGGACUCUUUCAGCAAAGACUUCUACCUCAGCAACCCAGGAUCUCAGGGGAUUGAUGAUCUACUUGCUGCCUACACUUGUGGAGGUCUGGUCGAGGCUGGCUCCGAGACUACUUCCACCACACUCAACAACUUCAUGCUAGCCAUGGUCUGUAAUCCUGAAGCGCUUGGCAAAGCGCAGGCUGAAAUCGAUAGAGUCGUGGGACCGCACAGGCUACCGAGCUUUGAGGAUGAGGCUCACUUACCCUAUGUCCGAGCGUUGGUGAAAGAGGUUCUGCGAUGGCGGCCAGUGAACAAGUUUGGCAUGUUUCAUGCAACGUCGGAGGAUGACUGGUAUGAAGGAUACUUCAUCCCGAAGGGAACUGUCGCAGUACUCAAUUGGUGGGCAAUUCACCGGGAUUCUAACAUCCACCCUGAUCCAGACAACUUUGCCCCUGAGAGAUACCUGGACAAGCCUCUCUCGGCCGCUGAAUACAUCAAUGUGAAGGAUGCUUACGACCGUGACCACUUCACUUAUGGAGCAGGACGGAGAGUGUGCCCAGGAGUGCAUGUAGCCGAGAGAUCGCUCUACAUCAAUAUCGCGCGUGUGCUUUGGGGAUUUGAUAUCAGAAAGAAGAAAGAUGCAGACGGAGCAAUCAUCGAGCCUGAUAUGGCCAUGGUUCGUGGUUUUCUAAGCGUGCCAAAAGCUUUCGAAUGCGAGAUUGUUCCCCGUACACCAACACACGCCACGAAGAUCAAGGAGGAAUUCGCAGAGGCUCAGAAGGGGGACUUCUUGUUCCAGGCUCACUAA
This is a messenger RNA of Sphaerulina musiva SO2202, 1581 nucleotides long. Its product is annotated as cytochrome P450. The coding region runs from base 1 to 1581 and encodes 526 amino acids. Gene Ontology annotation, molecular function: iron ion binding; monooxygenase activity; heme binding. The transcript is spliced from 3 exons. The record is from RefSeq and is a predicted model, not a curated record. NCBI's taxonomy places the organism in Eukaryota, Fungi, Ascomycota, Dothideomycetes, Mycosphaerellales, Mycosphaerellaceae.